GCGUCCGGAGCACGCUCCAUCCACAAUUAAAAUCAAACGAGAGAGCACAAUUUCACGGUAGCAACAAUGGCGAAAUAUUUUAAGGAAAUUGAGAUCCCAAGACAAAAGUACUUCGAUGCCCUUCCUUUUCCUUCCGUUGUUUCUCCAAACACUUCCCUAUCAUUUCCUUCCUCGCUUUCUCUCCUCACAGACGCCAUUAAAAAUGAGAAACCUUACCUCGAUUCUUUACUACACAAAACUGGAGCGAUUCUCUUUAGAGGCUUUCCCGUAAACACCGCCUCGGACUUUAACGACGUCGUGGAAGCAUUCGGUUUCGAGGAGUUACCUUACGUUGGUGGCGCCGCUCCUCGGACUAAUGUCGUCGGCCGUGUCUUCACUGCCAAUGAGUCCCCACCUGAUCAGAAAAUACCUUUCCACCAUGAAAUGGCUCAGGUUCCUGAGUUUCCAUCCAAGUUGUUCUUCUUCUGUGAAAUUGAACCAGGGAGUGGAGGAGAAACUCCGUUAGUUCUAAGCCAUAUAGUAUAUGAAAGAAUGAAAGAAAAGUAUCCAGAUUUUGUUGAGAGAUUAGAAGAGCAUGGUUUGAUCUAUAUUCGAGUAUUGGGUGAAGAUGAUGAUCCUUCAUCUCCAAUUGGCCGAGGAUGGAAGUCAACCUUUUUGACCAAAGACAAAAGCGUGGCAGAAGAAAGAGCAGCUAAGCUAGGAAUGAAGUUGGAAUGGUUAGAAGAUGGAGUGAAGACAAUAAUGGGUCCAAUCCCAGCUAUUAAACUUGACAAGUCAAGAAAUCGGAAGAUUUGGUUCAAUAGCAUGGUGGCUGCAUACACAGGAUGGGAAGAUGCAAGAAAUGAUCCUGUUAAGGCAGUAACCUUUGGAGAUGGUAAACCAUUACCCGGUGAUAUCAUCUACGACUGUUUGAAAAUCCUAGAGGAUGAAAGUGUUGCCAUUCCUUGGCAGAAAGGUGAUUUUCUGUUGAUAGAUAACUGGGCUGUUCUUCAUGCCCGGAAACCCUUCAAUCUGCCUCGUCGAGUACUAGCUUCCCUUUGCAAGUAGUUUCCUUAUCACCAUGCUAAUAGCAAGGAAGCAACUAGUGCAAAAAAUAAGCUUGUACCACCAUCAUAUUAAAAAUACCAAGAUGUUGAAUUCAGAUGCCUUAGUUCUUCAACUAAAGGUACUUAAUUAGGUAAGUCGGUUGGUUGGUUAUGUAUAUGACCCGCAGAAGCCCCAAAAGUGUUCGGUAUUUACAAAUCUGUACAACAAACUUAUCUGUAAUGCCUACAAUUUUCAAUUCUAUCCAAGUUAACAAA
This is a messenger RNA of Jatropha curcas, 1301 nucleotides long. Its product is annotated as 2-oxoglutarate (2OG) and Fe(II)-dependent oxygenase superfamily protein. Lineage: Eukaryota; Viridiplantae; Streptophyta; Magnoliopsida; Malpighiales; Euphorbiaceae. Gene Ontology annotation, molecular function: oxidoreductase activity. The record is from RefSeq and is a predicted model, not a curated record.